Vigna unguiculata (cowpea) is the source of this 2291-nucleotide messenger RNA. RefSeq lists its product as uncharacterized. NCBI's taxonomy places the organism in Eukaryota, Viridiplantae, Streptophyta, Magnoliopsida, Fabales, Fabaceae. The record is from RefSeq and is a predicted model, not a curated record.
AAUGUUCUCUGUUUUGUUGUGUUGCGUUGCGAAGUGAAGUGAAGAUGGUGUCAGGUUUGGGAAUCUGCGCAAAGUGGGUGGUGGUUGACUCACAGCGCCACAUGCUGGGUCGACUCGCGUCACCACAUGCUGGGUCGACUCGCGUCACCACAUGCUGGGUCGACUCGCGUCCAUUGUGGCGAAAUAACUUCUCAAAGGCCAAAAGGUAGUGGUGGUGCGGUGCGAAGAGAUCUGCAUCCCUGGCGUACAAGAUUCCUGCGUAAACGCAUGAACACCAAACCUUCUCAUGGCCCAAUCCGCUUCCGGGGCCCAAUCCGCUUCCGCGCCCCCGCUAAGAUCUUCUGGCGUAAGUUCGUGGAAUGAUACCGCACUCCUCCAUACAUAUGACUAAAGGAUGGUUGUUCCUGAUGCUCAAGAAUGUUUUUUAUCCUCUAACUCUUUGUAGGAUCAUAAUUGUUCUUUGUAGGAUAUUAGGAUUUUUUUUCUGGAUUUUUUUCCUAUGGAAUUAAUGAAAUUAGCACAUUGGAUGCAAGUGUGAAAAAUUUGUGGAAAAUUUGUUUAAACUUACUUUAUUAAAUAAAUUGAAAUAAAUUGAGUGAAUAAAUUGAGUGAAUGGUGUUGUUUAUACUAUGCACGUUGUAUGGAAAUUAGAAUCUUGUGUCUUCAUUGUGUACGGUAUUUUGUAUGAUAUUAAGUUUUUUUCUAUGGAAUUAAUGAGAUUAGAUGAAUAAUGUAUAAUUGGAUGCAAGUGUUUUUUUUCCAGUAACUCUUUGUAACAGGUCCAAUGUGCAAGCCAUCUGAAAAAAAAAACCAGUCUCAACAUUUUCUUCCUUCCACGUCAUCAACCCUAAUCCUCUCUUUCGUUUUCGUGUCUGCGCGCCCAUUUUCUUCCCUCCUGCACGCCGUCAUCGUCUUUAGCGGAUAGAGUAAGAGCUUUCUUCCCUCUCCGUCGGUCUCGUGUCUGCUCAUCGUCUUUAGCGGAUAGAUCUCAUUUGGCGCCGCCUAGCAAUUUCUUCCCUAUCUGUCAAUCUUCAUCAAUCAAUCAAUCAUGGAGGCGGGUGCUGCUGCGGGUGCUGUUGCGGGUGCUGUUGCGGGUGCUGCUGCGGGUGCCUCAGCGGGUGCUGCUGCUGGUGCCUCCGCGGGUGCUGCAGGUGCCUCUGCAGGUGCUGCCGCGGGUGCUGCCGCGGGUGCCUCCGCGGGUGCCUCUGCAGGUGCCUCUGCAGGUGCCUCUGCGGGUGCUUCCACUGCCACCACCGCGGGCACCACCGCGGGUGCUGCCGCAGGUGCUGCCGCAGGAGCUGCUGCAGGUGCCGCCGCAGGAGCUACUGCAGGUGCUGCCGCAGGAGCCGCUGUUGUUGGAGUUGCUGCGGGUGGAUCCGUCGGUGAGGACACCGUUGUUGGAGCCCCCGUCGGUGCGGACACCGUUGUUGGAGCCCCCGUCGGUGCGGACACCGUUGUUGGAGCCCCCGUUGUUGGAGUUGCCGAGGACGCCGAGGAUACUGUGGUCGCCACCGGCGUUCCUACUUUCAUUGGUGCCACCGGCGUUCCUACUUUCAUUGGUGCCACCGGCGUUCCUGGUUUGGAUGAUGAUGAUGCCAUGGAUUUUGCCCUUGGGAGUUUGGCUCGUGGUGGUCGUGGUGCUGGUCGUGGGGUAGUAGACCUGGAAGCGAAUCCCGUACGAGUAUCCCUACCAGCACUUUUAGUACAGGUAGGGAGAAUCUUUUUCCGGAGAUGUUUGAUGGCAUGCUUCCAAACGGCGGGGGUACUAAUUACUAGUGCACCUCUUACUCUCGUCGAGGUAGGGUACUACUUGAUGCUCAACCUUCGACUUGGCGAGCCAUGGUAAGUGCAGCCACAGUUGAUUAUCUUUAUUCCCUUAUACUCAUCCCCUUUAAUGAGUAUAUUGUAUUUCUUACAAGUUCAAAUAGAGAAAAAAUACAUUUGUUUUGUCUUGUGGUUGCAUCAUUGUUAGGAUAUACACUUGGGGCAAUAUUGGUCGGUAUGCCAGGUAUUUGGUUAUUAUGGAUGGGAGUGUAUAGUUUUAUGAGAAUAAUAUGUCUGACUAUUUAUGGCUCAAUAUUGGCAGUGAUAAUACUGAGGCUAGAGUGUUAUUUCUGGAACUCAGAGGACAUAGAUCUGGUGCAGCAAAUCAGGAGUGUUGUAAUUUUAUAUUUGUAUACUAUAGUAGCUAAUUUUGUGUAUAAUAGGUAUCUUUCAUAGACUUACUUUUCACUAGGAUUUUGACCAUCAAUACCGAAUUCAGCUGGUUUAUAUUAUUAUGAUUUCUUAUA